Molecule: messenger RNA, 387 nt
Organism: Monoraphidium neglectum
Lineage: Eukaryota; Viridiplantae; Chlorophyta; Chlorophyceae; Sphaeropleales; Selenastraceae
Exons: 2
Coding region: 1-387 (128 amino acids)
Biological process (GO): nitrate transmembrane transport; response to nitrate
Source: RefSeq, a predicted model, not a curated record
AUGCGCCUGUGCUUCGCCAAGCCCUUUGUUGUGGACCGCCCCUGGCGCAAGCCCGGAGAUGUGAUCGACAAGGACAAGGCCUGCCCCCAGGUCAUCGGCACCGUCCCGAUCUCCGCCACCAACAACACCUACACCGCCACCUGGGCGGUCACCAAGUCCACCCCCAAGGCCACGUGGUACGCCCAGGUGUUUGUCGAGUGCAAGAACGGCACCGCGACCGGCUUCUGCCAGUACGACACCAGCGUCAACCAGACCUACGUCGGCACUCAGAUUAUCGAGAGCACGCCCGUCUCGAUGAAGGUGGCCGUCGCGCUGUGCAGCGCCAUCGCGCCCGUGUUCCUGGCCGCCUUCUUCAUCAAGGAGCAGGUGUUGAAGAAGAAGGCCUGA